Molecule: messenger RNA, 2725 nt
Organism: Filobasidium floriforme
Lineage: Eukaryota; Fungi; Basidiomycota; Tremellomycetes; Filobasidiales; Filobasidiaceae
Exons: 8
Coding region: 49-2709 (886 amino acids)
Source: RefSeq, a predicted model, not a curated record
UCAGAAUUAUCGCAACAACCUACAACGACAUCGACGACCAACCCCACGAUGCCAGACCUCUCACUCCUCACGGCGCUUUUGCCAUCAGACCCCUCUCUACUCCCUAUACUCCGCUCCCAGUCGACAUUCACCCGACCCUCAAACUCGUCUACCUCGGAGGUCCACAAGUUUCUGAACAAGCUCGGAUCGUUCGUCUGCGUGCCCGUCCUCCCCGGGAACGGCAAGUCGGUGGCUGGCUCGACCGCUUCCAAUGCGAAUACAACUGCGGGUAGGGAAGAAUGGGCGAGGAGACGGGACGCCUGGGGUGUAGCUAGGGUGGUCAUCGAGAUGGAUCUGGAGGGUUACGUCUUGGGAGGAGGUUGGGGAAAGACUUGGUUGUUGAACCUGCUCGGAGCCAUCAACAGCAACACCAUCCCACCUCACUCCCUCUCUCAGCUCCUGCCCCUCUUGACGACUUUGCACACCCACUCCUCCCUCUCUCCCACAUAUCAUCGGACCACCUCCACCCCGAAUCUCUUGAAGACAUCGCAAGCGAUCGUCUCUACCCUCAAGAGGACUCUUCACCCCCACCCCGCUUCGGAUAAGGACAAAGAUGCCCAUACAGCACCCGAUGGCCGACUCGUUCUGGCCUGCCUCACAGCCUUGCCACACCUGAUCGCGCAAAACCCCACUCCGCAUCGACCCCUCCUCCCGACCCUUCUUCCUCUGCUCCAUUCUUUGCUCCUCUCUCCACCUACACCUUCACCAGCGUCUUUGCCUGGAGUCGACAAGCGAUUGCGUGAAGCCACGUCGAACCUCUUGGCCAGAUUACACACCUUGUCAGGAAAGGUCGCUGCGGGGAACGUAUUUCGCGGAGAUAUCAGCGGGAUGAUCAGGGAGUCCGAAGGGAUCCUCUCUGUCCUCUUUGACGCGCUGUAUAUCCACCAUCAGGGAUCCGCGGCAUCCCGGGGGAACCAAAACCAAGCCGGACAGAAAUCCAACUCCAACUCGGCGGGAGGGUUGUUGUUACCAGUAACAGCCUCUCAGCCCGUCUUGCCCGGUGUAUCCGGCGCAGAGAGCUCGAUGUCGGGCACGGUAGGCGACCAGACGAAAGAGCUGGGAGGGCGAGUGAGGGCGUUGGGGAGGUGUUUGGACGGGUGGGUGGCAGGGAUCUUGGGCUUGCUCAGGUUCGACACGGCCCGGCCGGUCGGCUUACCCCUCGGUUCCCUGAUCGCACUCGGGUUGAAGUGCCUCUCGAUCACAUCGGAUACUCUGUUGGAAGGUACCCUGGAUUUGGAGACCAGAGCGUUGGGUAUGCAGAUGAAACGUAGAUUGUGGAGUUGCGGGAUGAAAUUGCUCGGAGGGGUCGUCAUCGCCGCGGGAGAUCACGUCUUGCCGAACGUAGGGCUGAUCCUGGACAAGAGCGUCUUUUUGCUCGAGAGCUUGCCGAAAUCCGAUCACUCGACCCGGAUCGCCUUGUUCAAAUUCCACACCGUCCUCCUUUCCAAUCUUCAGCUAGACCCGUCUUCCUCCAGCUUCCAUUCGAGACUGAUGAAACAGGCGCUCGGUUCAGCUUCUCUGGUACUGGAUACCAAGACGCCGGUGAUGGCCAGUUCGCAAGGUAAAGAGUCGAACAUGAACGCAGACGCGUUGGGCAAGAAGGGCAAGAAGAGGGCUAGGGGUGCAGGGGAAGAGGUCGUCGUCGCAGGAAUUGAGGGGAGAGGCGGGAAAGGUCUUUCUAGACUCGAGGGGGAGGUCGUCUUGAGCGCGUUGCGAUUGAUCAAGAUUAUGCACCAUCACCCGUCGAUCCCACCUCACCUGCUCGCUCUCUCGAUCAGGAUCCAUCUGUCCAUCACCCACACGCUCGAAUGCAAGACCGCUGCCGCCGUUUCUCAGCAAGACCUUGGGUUGGCAAUCAGGCUGUCUGAAGCCGUAGCGGAUAGUCUGGAGGAUGCCAUCACGAUCGAGGGAAGUGGGGUUAGGCAAGGAUGGAUUGGAUCGAUUGUCAAGCAAGAGGCAAUGGCCCGAUCGAGUCUCUUGCCUCUCGUGUUGCAUCCCACCGCUCCGCCACUCUCUCGACCUCUUCCGCCUGUGUCGACUCUGGCCUUCUACGCUGUUGAUGACGAGGAAGAAGAAGCGCUGCGCAAGGAAAUUGGGCUGCGAACUGCCGAGGAAGCAGAGCAGCUGGUUGAGGAUAUCAAUAACGGCGUCUUCAACGGCGACGACAGUCAGGAAGAUGAGGAGAUCGCGAGAUCAUACAAGCGCGUGGCUAUAGGCAAUUCUAACUCGGUGACAAGAUCGACGGAUUUCCCUGUUCAGGCGGUCAGGUCGACCGUAUCGACAACGGCCAACAGCGUGUUCGGAUCGUCCGCACAUGUUGCUACUGCUGCGACCCAGACUGCGCUUGUGGAGAACAAGACGGUUGUACCUCUCUCGGUUCCUCCGACCGACGCGUCGUCCGUCGCGGUGGUGGUACCGCCUGUUCUAGAAACUGCCAACACGCACCAGCCGACUCAGGUCGGCGUCAAAGACGACGCCGACGUCGCAGCCGCAGCGAUGGCGGAGCCGUUCAGUUCAGUCACCGCAGAUCUCCCCGCUCGGGUCAUCGACGCUGAAACGGUUUCCGAAACGGCGGCCAUGGCAGAACCGAUCGGUGAAGAUGUUGAUGCUAUCCCGGAGAUCAAUCUCGACAGCGACUCAGAUGAAGAAGACGAGGAUAUGUCCCAGUAGACAUAGUUGUACACCA